UAGUUGUUCAUUGCCGAAGUCGUUGAGAGGUCUAAAAAGCAAAUUCUGUAAAGUGUUUCUGUGUCAGCAUGGCUAGAACAAAGCAUUCUGCCCGUAAGUCAACUGGAGGAAAAGCUCCAAGGAUGCAAUUUGCGCUUGCCACCAAUGCUGCUCGUAAGAGUGCUCCUCCCCGACCUAGUGGAUUGAAGAAGCCUCACAGAUACCGUCCUGGUACUGUCGCUCUUCGUCAAAUUCGUCGAUACCAGAAAACCACUGAGCUUCUUAUACGCAAGCUGCCCUUCCAGCGUCUUGUUCGCGAAAUCGCUCACGACUUCAAGACUGACCUUCUUUUUCAGUCGGCAGCCAUUUGUGCCAUUCAGGAGGCAAGCGAGGCCUACCUGGUCGGCCUCUUCGAGGACACCAACUUGUGUGCCAUCCAUGCUAAGCGUGUCACCAUCAUGCCCAAGGACAUGAAGUUGGCACGUCGCAUCCGUGGCGAGCCGGCAUAAGCCAUUUCUGGCUCACUGAUAUUCAUGCAAUAAAUAUGUGCUGCUUAUACUCGUGCACUCAUAUGCAUGUAGCGUGCUUCUUGGACUUUGUACGAGUAGGUUUAUGUGAUAGUUUUUCGGUGUGUCACAUAAGAUCUACAUGUACAUCAUGCAACUUACUUUGGUCUCGUACUUGAGUGGUAGCAUAUCACACACCAACCUUGACACAGUAGAAUGCCAUAAUGGUUAUUUUUAGUGGUUGUCUCGUAUUUUUCACCAUUAAUCUCAUCUGUAGAAAAGGUAUUGUGUGUGUUAUUGUGGUGAGGGGAGUCAUUGUUGUACGCUUGCAGGACAAAAACCGUGCGUGCCAUACUCUGUCAGGCACCCAAGAGCGGAGCCCACAGUACUGUCUGCAUUUGUGAUAACUGAUGUAAAUUUCUGGGAAGUGUGAAUGAUUGUGCCAAUCAUUUGUUGAGAGACAUUUCCCCUCUCCCCCGCCUCGGACUCACUUGUGAGGUCUGCAUUUGUCAAUGAGAAUAUAAUUAUGCGAAGUGGUGGGCCACGGAUGCGAAUGUAUUUAGCUUGGUGUGUUCCUAGACACGUCACGUGAUGCGGCCG
This is a messenger RNA of Sycon ciliatum, 1085 nucleotides long. RefSeq names its product histone H3.3 type 2-like. The transcript is spliced from 2 exons. Gene Ontology annotation, molecular function: structural constituent of chromatin; protein heterodimerization activity; DNA binding. Gene Ontology annotation, cellular component: nucleus; nucleosome. NCBI's taxonomy places the organism in Eukaryota, Metazoa, Porifera, Calcarea, Leucosolenida, Sycettidae. The record is from RefSeq and is a predicted model, not a curated record. The coding region runs from base 69 to 488 and encodes 139 amino acids.